This is a messenger RNA of Rotaria socialis, 1299 nucleotides long. Lineage: Eukaryota; Metazoa; Rotifera; Eurotatoria; Philodinida; Philodinidae. The record is from the annotation of a GenBank genome assembly.
AUGCAUUCUUCAUUUGAAGACAGUGCUAGUGCACGAACAUUAUAUGUUGGUAAUCUUGAUCCAUCGGUAUCCGAAGAACUCUUGAUGGUCCUAUUCAAACAGAUAGGACCUUGUCGAAGUUGCAAAAUCAUUCAUGAAGCAACCAGUGAUCCAUAUGCUUUUAUUGAGUUCGCUGAACAUCAAGCAGCAGCACAUGCACUACUUGCUAUGAAUAAACGUCUAGUAAUGGGCAAAGAAAUCAAAGUAAAUUGGGCAACAACAUCAGCAACGACCAGUGUAAAAGUGGAUACAACUAAACAUCAUCACAUAUUUGUCGGUGAUAUAGCACCUGAAAUCGAUCAGAAUUCUUUACACGAAGCUUUUGCACCAUUUGGAGAAAUUUCAGAAAUAAAAAUUGCUAAAUUUCCUGACACACAAAAAUCGAAAGGUUAUUGUUUUAUUGCUUUUGUUAAUCAACAAGAUGCUGAGACAGCCAUUGCCAGCAUGAAUGGUCAAUGGCUUGGUACAAGAAAGAUACGUACAAAUUGGGCUACCAGAAAAGUGCCAUCCAAUGAAGCUGCUAGUAACACACGAUAUCGUGAUUCAAAUAAUUUCCAAUCUGGUCACGAAUCUGCCACACCUAAGCUUGAUUACAAUGAAGUAUGGAAUCGAACAGGAGAAACAAAUUCGACGGUUUACUUUGGCAAUUGUGGUGAUGUUAAUGAAGAUUUAGUUCGUUCAAUAUUCACGUCGUACGGCCACAUACAAGAAAUACGUAUCUUUAAAGAAAAAGGAUAUGCUUUUGUUCGAUUCUCGUCUAAAGAAAGUGCUUGUCAAGCCAUAUGUCAUAUACAUGGUUCUGAAAUUCAUGGUUAUACAACUAAAUGUGGUUGGGGACGUGAUGAAUCAACAAAUGAUCGAAAUAAUACACCAUAUCAUGGGAAUAAUAAUAUGAGUAAUCAAAAUCAAUACGAUUCUAACCCACAAAAUUCCUACGGUCCACCAUCGAAUAACAAUUAUAUGGGCAAUGAUAGAAGUGGCAAUAAUAACUACGGUGGUUCGUAUCAACAACCAAACUAUCCUCCACAACAGUAUUCGAAUUCUCAACCAUGGAAUAAUAAUAAUAAUAAUAAUAUCAAUGGUUUACAAUCUAAUUCGAUGCGAGAUCCAUAUCCACAAUCUACGAACGGAGGCAAUGACUGGAAUAGUAAUAAUAACAAUAAUAAUAAUUAUUAUGGACAAAAUUUCAGUCAAUAUAAUAAUUCACAACAAUCUCAAAUGUAUUCUUCAAACUCUGGUUGGGGUUCGUCAAGACGUUGA